Molecule: messenger RNA, 10634 nt
Organism: Myiozetetes cayanensis
Lineage: Eukaryota; Metazoa; Chordata; Aves; Passeriformes; Tyrannidae
Gene: RASAL2
Product: RAS protein activator like 2
Exons: 20
Coding region: 1687-5286 (1199 amino acids)
Biological process (GO): regulation of GTPase activity
Source: RefSeq, a predicted model, not a curated record
CAUCCAUCAAGGCCCAUUGUCACCAGCCCAGCAGACAGCAAGCGCCAAGUGUGGAGAGGACAAGCUCUCACAAGUCCACAUUUUUCUGUGGAAUUGCCCUGGUUCCUGUUUCACAGGACAGCAGCCUGGCCUCAACCCGACGGAGUAGGACACGGCAGCUUGAAAGGGGCUGUCGAGGGAAGAACAGCUGAGAGCUACAACGAUCCCAGUGUGUGUAUAAAUAGAGACGGGGCUGUUAUCCUGAUGAAAUGAGACCAGAUGUUUCUCCCAAAUCCCUCCUCUCUGCUAGUGAAAAUUAUAGUUUAGUUACAGCAGGGUGAAGCGGGCAGCAAAAUAUUUUAGACCUACUAAUGCUGGGAAGUCAAAGGGGCAAAAUGCCUCAUUGGGGCAGAGGGUAACAUGCCCUGUGAUGCAGGGAUGGAGUGGGCAUGGUCAGAGUGGGUGAGAGCUGGAGGAGCCCCUCACUGCCUUUGUUCUAUUUUGCUGCUUCCUAUCCUGGUAUUAACGGGUUGAGUUUAAAGCCCAUGCUGCGACUGCCUUUUGUGAGGUAGAAACUCAGUGUCAGCACAUGUAUCCUGGAGGCAGUUGGCAUGAGAUGAAGGAGGGAUGGCAGCAGCAGUUAAAACUGGGCCUUGGCUCUUUAAUAUUUAACUUUCCCCAGUGCUGUUUUUUUUUUUUUUUAAUCAGUUUGUGCAUUAUCUGCCAUCCCCGUUCAAAGAGGGUUUUAGCGCAGAGAUUUCAGUGCUUAAUCCCAGGGGCAGGGAAAGCGGAAGAGUCUCUCUGAAGGUUCCAGGGCUCAAUCUGGCCCCAAUUACACCAGCCUAAAUCAGCAAAGAGUGGCCACGACGGACUUCGCUGCGACCGCGUCGGGCUGGAGGUAACAAAAUUAGGGGUAAGUCCCGUAUCUGUCCAGGAGACGCCCCUGGUCCCUAAGGCUGCAUCCACAGGGAGUUCCCAGGAGGAUAUAAGCAUUGCCUGGAUGGCUUAGAACAAACAUCCACCUUGGGCAACAACCAGUGCCUGGCCAUGGCCAGCUGCAGAUGCUUAGGAAGGGAUAUCGGAAGAGGGAGAGUAUAAAGUGAUCCUUCCUCCGGCAUAUCCUCCUGGCUCCUGGCAAUCAGCAGCUGAGGGACUUCCUAGGCCGGAGGUUGCAUGAAUUUGUGUAAUCCCUUUUGUUGUUUUUUUUUUUUCUUUUAUUAUUAUUAUUCGUUUAUACUUUUGGCCUCCACGACAUCCUGUGGCAAUAAGUUCCACAAUCUAAUUAUGUGUCGUGUGAAAAAGUACUUCCUUUUGUCUGCUUUAGGCCUGGCUCCUGAACAUUUCUCCCUGUGAUCCUUCGCUCUUGUGUUGUGAAGAAAAGGGAAAAAGAAUUCCAGGUCCACACCAGACCUCUCUUGACCUCUUCAGACUUCUCUGUGUUUCUUUGUCCCAAGGUUUUGUUCUUCCAAAUUGGAGCUCCUUGUUUUUCUAGCCUUUCCUCCUCAUAUGGUAUCUAUCCCAUCAUUUCCACUGUCCUUACCGCCCUCCUCCACGUCUCUUCUCAUUUUAUUAUUGCUUUUUUUUUGAGAUAAGAUCACUGAACUGAGACUUGAUCACUCCUGAAGACAUGAAUUCGUUCUGCUGGAAGAAGAUGUGAAAGGACCACCUACACACAGGCUGUCCUGUGGCCAGUCCCCCUACACUGACAUGACAACAUGGGAGAGGAAAUACUGCAUCCUGACGGACAGCCAGCUGGUGCUGCUCAACAGGGAGAAGGAGGUGCCCACGGAAGGGAUGCCGGAGCCGCAGGAUCCUUCCCGCGGGCGCUGCCUGCGCCGGACAGUCAGCGUCCCCUCCGAGGGCCAGUUCCCCGAGUACCCGGCAGAGGGGGCCACCCAGCUAGAGGUCCCGGCAGAGAGAUCUCCUCGCAGACGGAGCAUCUCGGGGACCAGCACCUCUGAGAAAAGCAACUCCAUGGAGGUGCCCAACACCUCUCCCUUCCGAGUACCAGGCUUCUUCAGUAAACGCCUGAAGGGAUCCAUCAAGAGGACAAAGAGCCAGUCCAAGUUGGACAGGAACAUAAGCUUCCGUCUCCCAUCUCCCAACAAUUCCGAGGACAGACCACGGGAGCUGCCCAAGCUGAAGGAGUCGCGUUCCCAUGAGUCUUUACUGAACCACGACACCAUCCUCGAGACUCUGGAUUUCUCGGCAGAAGAAGCAGUUUAUGUCAAACCACUGCACAGCAGCAUCCUUGCACGGGACUUCUGCUUCGAGGUAACCUACUCCAAGGGCAGUAAAUGCUUCAGUUGUUCCUCUGCAGCAGAGAGGGACUGGUGGAUGGAAAACAUACGCCGAAUAUCACAGCCGAUGAAGGAUAAUUGCCGUCGAAUUGAGAACGUGCUGCGCCUCUGGAUCAUUGAGGCCAAGGACCUGACCCCCAAGAAGAAAUAUUUCUGUGAGCUGUGCCUUGAUGACACUCUCUUUGCCCGCACCACCAGCAAAGCUAAAGCGGACAACAUCUUCUGGGGGGAGCACUUCGAGUUCUACACUCUGCCACAGGUUGAGAGCAUCACAGUUCACAUCUACAAGGACGUGGAGAAGAAAAAGAAAAAGGACAAGAACAAUUACGUAGGGCUGGUCAACAUUCCCACGGCCAGCGUGACCAGUCGCCAGUUUGUGGAGAAAUGGUACCCAGUGAGCACUCCUACAGCCAACAAGGGGAAGUCUGGGGGGCCUUCCAUUCGGAUCAAGUCCCGUUACCAGACCAUCACCAUCCUGCCCAUGGAGCAAUACAAAGAAUUUGGAGAGUAUGUUACCAGCAACUACAGCCUGCUGUGCUCCGUGCUGGAACCCGUGAUCAGCGUCAAGAACAAGGAGGAGAUGGCUUGUGCCUUGGUGCACAUUCUUCAGAGCACUGGGAGAGCAAAGGACUUCUUGACUGAUUUGGUGAUGGCUGAGGUGGAUCGUUGUGGGGAACAUGAUGUCUUGAUCUUCAGGGAGAACACACUUGCUACCAAAGCUAUUGAGGAGUACCUCAAGUUGGUAGGACAGAAGUACCUUCAGGAUGCACUGGGGGAGUUCAUCAAAGCUGUGUAUGAGUCUGAUGAAAACUGCGAGGUGGACCCCAACCGUUGUUCUCAGAGUGAAUUAGCAGAUCAUCAGUGCAACCUGAAAAUGUGCUGUGAGCUGGUCUUCUGCAAGAUUAUCAAUUCCUACUGCGUGUUCCCUCGCGAGCUGAAGGAGGUAUUUGCAUCCUGGAAGCAGCAGUGCCUGAACAGGGGCAAGCAGGACAUCAGUGAACGCCUGAUCAGUGCCUCUCUCUUCCUCCGCUUCCUGUGCCCUGCCAUCAUGUCCCCCAGCCUCUUCAACCUCAUGCAGGAGUACCCUGACGACCAGACCUCUCGCACGCUCACCCUCAUUGCUAAAGUCAUCCAGAACCUCGCCAACUUUGCCAAGUUUGGUAUCAAAGAAGAAUACAUGGCCUUCAUGAACGAAUUUCUGGAGCACGAGUGGGGAGGAAUGCAGCGUUUUCUGAGGGAGCUCUCUAACCCAGAUAGCAUCUCCAACAUGCCUGGAUACGACGGCUACAUCGACCUGGGCAAAGAGCUCUCGGUGCUGCAUUCCCUCUUGUGGGAGGUUGUGUCCCAGCUUGAUAAGGGUGAAAAUUCCUUCCUACAGGCAACCGUGGCAAAACUGGGACCCCUUCCUCGUAUUCUUGCGGAUAUCACAAAAGCAAUGACCAACCCCACACCAACGCAGCAGCAGCUGAAGCGUUUCACUGAGCACAGCUCCACUCCAAAUGUCACAGGAAGCCUCUCCUCAGGACUUCAGAAGAUAACCGAGGACCCCACCGAUGGUGACAUAAAUAGACUGAAGUCUCCAACCCAGGAAAAUGUAGAUGGACAUUUUAGGGGCAAGACCUUACUGCUGGUUCAGCAGGCAUCCACCCAGAGUAUGACGUGCUCGGAUAAGGAUGAGAAGGUAAGUGUCUUGCCCAACGGACGUAGCAUCUCCCUCAUGGACCUGCAGGACCCUCACACGACCCACAAUGACUCUGGAUCCAUGAUACACGACGUGCCUUUGCGCCUGGCCGGCAGCCAGCUCUCCGUCACCCAGGUGGCCAAUAUCAAACAGCUGUGGGACACUCAGAGCACCCCCCAGAGCGCUCCCCAGGUUCGGAGGCCUCUGCACCCGGCUUGGAACCAACAGGGCAGCCUCCGGCCUCUCUCAUUCCAGAACCCGGUUUACCAGCUCAACAACCCGAGCCCGCCGAUGGCCAAGGCCUCUGUGGACUCCAGCCCGGAGAACCUGAGCACUGCCAGCUCCCGGAGCCGCAGCAACAGCGAGGACUUCAAGCCCAGCGGGCGCAGCAACAGCAGCCUGGAGGACUCUGCCAAGCGCAGCUCACUGAGCGAGGACUCGUCCCAGCGCACCGCGGGCACGGACAAGCACGUCCCGGUGGUGCUGCCCCGGCAGAACAGCAGCAGCCAGGCCCAGAUCCGCAAAAUGGACCAGGCCAUGCUGGGCGCCAGGGCCAAGACAGUGCAAGCCCUGACACACAGCCCUUCCCUGCGCAGCACGGGCAGCAUGUCCGGGGCAUCAGGGCCCAUGGGCACUGAGCCCAUCCAGAACGGGAACCGCUCCCGCCACCAGUCCUCCUCCUCCAGGGAAAGCCCCGUCCCCAAGGUGCGGGCGAUUCAGCGGCAGCAGACACAGCAGGUGCAGUCACCUGUGGACUCUGCCACGUUGUCACCAGUGGAAAGGACAGCGGCCUGGGUGUUCAACAACGGGCAGUAUGAGGAGGCCAAGAAGGACACAGCACAGAGCCUGGACGAUCUCAAGCACGCUGAGAAGUACGAGCAGGAGAUAGCGAAGCUGAAGGAGCGCCUGCACGUGUCCAGCCGCCGGCUCGAGGAGUACGAGCGGCGGCUCCUGGUGCAGGAGCAGCAGAUGCAGAAGCUGCUGCUGGAGUACAAGUCUAGGCUGGAAGACAGCGAGGAGAGACUGCGCAGGCAGCAGGAGGAGAAGGACAGCCAGAUGAAAAGCAUCAUCAGCAGACUCAUGGCUGUUGAAGAGGAGCUGAAGAAGGACCACGCAGAGAUGCAAGCUGUCAUUGAUGCAAAGCAGAAAAUCAUCGAUGCACAGGUCAUAAAUGGGGAUGAGAUAAUUCCAACAGGAGAAGCGGAUCGAGUUCCUGGACUCGGCCAACACGCGGCUGAUGAGCGCCCUGACGCAGGUGAAGGAGCGCUACACCAUGCACGUCCGCAAUGGGAACCCCCCCAAGCUCUCCAUCACGGAGAAUGGUGAAUUCAAGAACAGCAGCUUCUGACCCUGCUCCGCGGAACAGCCGACACGGAGCAGACUCAAGAUCCUCGCUGCUGUUGUUGUUGUACAUAGUUCUGUACUUUAAGAAAGUUAUUGUUUAAAAAGGUUGGAAAGUUAUUGUUUAAAAAGGUUGGAAAGUUAUUGCUUUUUAAAAAGGUUGGAAAGUUAUUGGUUUUUAAAAAGGUUGGAAAGUUAUUUUUAAAAAUGUUAUAAAGUUAUUGUUUAAAAACAUUGGAAAGUUAUUGUUUAACAACGUUGGAAAGUUAUUGGUUUUUAAAAAGGUUGGAAAGUUAUUGGUCUUUAAAAACAUUGGAAAGUUAUUGUUUAAAAACGUUAUAAAGUUAUUGUUUAAAAACGUUGGAAAGUUAUUGUUUAAAAACAUUGGAAAGUUAUUGUUUAAAAACGUUGGAAAGUUAUUGUUUAAAAAGUUUGGAAAGUUACUGUUUAAAAACGUUGGAAAGUUAUUGUUUAAAAAGGUUAGAAAGUUAUUGUUUAAAAACGUUGGAAAGUUAUUGUUUAAAAAGGUUGGAAAGUUAUUGUUUAAAAACUGUUCUGUUUGCAAAGCAAAAAAAAGAAAAAAAAAUUUUGUUCUAAAGUUAUUCUAAAGUUGUUUUAAGGUUGUAUUUAAAGAAGUUGUAUUUAAGAUUGUUUUAAGGAUAGUAUUGUACAUUUAAUAAAGUAUUGUACAUUUUUUCAGUUUAAUAAAGUUGAAAAACUGAGUCUGAAGGGUGGGCUUUGAUUCCCCACUCAGGGCCAGGAGAACCAGGCUCCUGAGAACAAGUCCUCCUGGAUCACUGUGUAAAUAGAGGGAGCUCUUGGGUCGUGUACAGAAAAUGCCAAUGUAAAAUACCGAAAGGAGGUGAAUACUGUAAAUUUUUUUAAUUAUUGCUAUUUUUAUUAUUAUUAUUGUUGUUGUUGUUGUUGUUAUUAUUAUUAUGGUUUUCUCUUGUUGAAAGCACUGCAGUCGUGGGAGAAGGAAGAGGGGAGUGUGUGUGUGUGUGUGUUGUGAGAGGUGAGCAGUGGUACCUGAGGCAGCAUCUGGCUGAUGGGAGGACAUGAGUGGAAUGAAAUGGAUUCCAUAGGAAAACCCAUCGGCUGGGUUUGUUCCCCUCCUCCCCAGCUGGUCUUUAACUGAACUCGGACUCGAUAGCAAACAUUUUAGCAAGAAAACUGACUCUUGCUGUGUCCUGUACCUGCUUUCAAGAGGACUCCAGAAAAAAAAUACUAUUUCUGACGAUUUUGACAAGGUACAAAGUGGGAGCAGCAACCUGGUUUCCUUGCAUUUGCACAGUCAGGCUUCCCGUCAGACAGAGGGAAUCUGCAGGAUUUCCUAGUAGGAUUCUUUCUUUUUUUUUUUUACUGAUGCAGUUUUAUAUUUUCUGUUUGGAGAAUUUACAGACCUGUAAAUAAUUUUUUAACAAUUUAUAGCCAGUCCCAGCUGUAGUCACUGUGCAGCAGCACCCUGAAUUCCCUCUCUGCGCUCCAUCCGGAACAACCAGGUUAAUGCUCUCAGGAAAGGGCUAAUCCAAGGGUGCUCGUGCCCAGCACAGGAGAUUCCAUAUGCAAAAUUCCCUUUUUCUAGAGGAUUUCUGUAUUUCAACACUCACUCAUUUUCACUAUUUCAGCCACUUGCUUAGCCAGCCUAGUUGCAAUUAAAGGUGUGAAGAGAUCUUCGGUUUCCACUGAAAUUUUCCUUUCUCUGGAUACUUUAAAGGGAUGAUUUUUUUUUUUUUUUUUGAGUUCUGUAGACACCAGUUUUUCUUGAGGAGUUUUGACUAAGCUUUUGUCUCCAAUUCCUUCCAGUUGCAUUUCAUAGAAGCGUGCUUACAGGCUGUGUGUGAAUGGGAUAUCAUUCCAAAGUGACCUUCUCCUGGGAGAUAAUGACAUUCACAGCCUGUAACAGAUGAACAGUAAAUGGCUUUGUAUUGUCAAUUCUCGUGAUUUCAUCAAAUGCCACAAUAUUUAAUCUGAAGGUUUGGGGUUUUUUUAAAAAAAGCCCCAGAUUCUGGAGUCAUGUAACAGCACGUGAAUCUUCACUUCCAGUUUUUGCUGUGCAUUUCUAGCCCCUCAAACUCACAGCAAAUAAACUUAUUGCAGCAGCGAUUGAAAUCUUGAAUUACAGAAGUAUACUGAUAAUGAGUGUGAUUAACCAUUCACACCAUGUUGUGGAAAUUGGAAAAAGUUUACUUGAAUUGGAGACAAAAGCUCGAGGGGUGUGGGAUGUGUCACGAAAAACGCAGGAGUUUCUAAGCCGGUUUCUUGCAUGUGAAUUAUUGGCAAUACUAAGACCCAAAUUUGGUUGUCAGGUUUGCUUGGGUUUUUUUUGGAAAUGAAUGAAUCUCUGUGUGAAUGCAGCUGGUGGGUGCAGUGUGUAACUGCUGUGCCUGACGCUUGUGUCACGAUACUUGAGUUACCAUUAUCACCCCGGGGCGUUCCGUGACUGACUGUGCAUCCGUGCAGAGACCCCGUGUCCUGCGCUGUAGGAUGGGUGUGGAUCAAUAAUAGCAAGGCCUUCUGGAGCUCAUUAGUCUGCAGCCAGUUGGGAUUGGUGUUUAGUGCUGUGUUCUUUGAGAUCAAAGCUGUUCUGGUUGCUGGGUUGUGACUUGGUGCUGAAGGCUGAGGAGCAGCCCUGGCCUGCCUGGGGUCAGCACGGACACACCUGGGCUUGUGCUCUGCAUUUGCUCAGCAGUGAUUACUCUUCCAUUCUUUCCAAACUGUCUUCCAGCUCUAGGUCCGUGCUGACCUCUGAUAUUUUCUUCCUCAAACUGUGCCUUUAAGUUCCUCCUUCCUUCCUUCUCCCUUCAUGUGUCGCAGCCGUAGAAGCCUCUCGAGUCUGUGUUAACCUGUCGUGUGAGUGGCUCUUUGACACGAAACCUUUGCAACCCCCUCUUUGUGGAGUAUUUCUGUGGGACCUGCAUCUCCCCACAGCUCUGUGCUGGAAUUUCACAGCUGCAGCACUGGAAAUGUGUUCCCAAAAGUAGCCUUUUGGGAUGGGCAUGUGCAUUGCUGACUCGUUGCAGUGUGUGGAUAGGGGGCUGUGCUGUGCCUGAGGUGUGAGGACGCUGAUCUGCAUUGGCAGAGCAAGGCAGAAGCAGAUGUGUCAUUCUUGGAGUGUUAGUCUGGCAUUUACUGGGGAAAUGCCUUUUGCUGGAGCUCCCCAGCACCCUGGUGCUGGCAGAGGGGCUGGCUGAGUUGUGUGGUUUGAUGCUGAAGGCUCUGAGGUGUCCACUUUGGUUUCUGCAGUGAAAUGCAAUGGGGGCAGAAUUUCAGCCCGGAUUUUUAGAGGGGAGAUGAUCCCUGCCCCAGGAUCAGUUUGUUUUGGUGAGGCCUGAUCAUCUGCUUCGGUAGUGCAUCGCUCUAACAAUGUCCCUUCUGUGUGUUUCUCAAGUUUGUAGGGAAAAGUAGUGACUCUAAAAGAGUCUGACCCAUCAGUAUCAUCCUCACAGCUCGUUGCUGGGCUGAUGGUUUCUCUCCUGUUCCAGUUUCUCCCCUGAGGUGCAAAGUGUUCUCCAGGUCCAGCCACUGAGGAGCUGCUGCCUGCUGACCCCAGAGGGGGUGAGGGUUGCAGACUCAGUGCCUCAAGACUAGAAUUGAUCAGCUGCAGCACAAAACACUCUGCUCCUGGCAGCUGUCUCUCCUAAUUUGUUACCGAGCAGCUUCCCAGAGAAAUUUUCAGCUGCCUCAAGCUGACAAUAUGUGAAAAUGCCAGUUCCUAUUUUGUCCAGACUGAUAAAAACUCAAGUGGCACUAAACCACGUGUCUGCUCAGGAGCAGGAGCCCUGCCCGGGCCUGCACACGUUUGGGGUCAGACUCGUAGCCAGUGGGUUCUGCAGCAGCGAGGGAGGGAACAGUGAUGUGUGAGAUGGGGAGCAUGACAGACACCGAGUUUGGCGUUGUAAUCUGAGCAGAGGCACUGGGCUGUGUCUAAUGCUGUGCAAGGAACUGCUGCUCUCGGUUGGGAACAGAUGAAAGAGGGCAGGAAAAGUGGAAUAGCCUGCAGGAGGAAGGAAUACUCGUGUAUUCCUCAGACUGAACAGGAAAGUCACCCCAUCCUGGCGUCUCUGUCAGUGCUGGCUGUGUUAAUAUCUUUCCAGGAGGAUUCUUCCCAAACCUCGAAGCCAUCCAGGCUUCUGAGUGCUCAGGGAAGCCGAGCAGCCUCUUGUGUGUGGCCUCUUGGCACGCUGUGUGUGGUGUCUGCAGAGUGUGUGAGAGGUGGCCAGAGUGACAUGGGAUAGGCACUGAGAGCACAGCUUAGAGGCAGCAUCCUGUAAAUCCCUGUUCUUUGCAACUCUAGGAAUUCAAACCUUUUUUUUUUCUAAGGGAGAUAGAGUUCACAUCCAGGAAUGACCAGCUGUUUUUUCCCUGCUGUAUCAGAAAUGGGCAGCUAUGCAUAAAAGCACAGAUUUGUACAGCUACACAUUUUGCCACGUCCCUCUCCAGUGGCAUAACUCAAUCAGGGGAUCUACAGGGGCCUGGAAAGGGAUGUGUGUAUUUUCUAGUUAGAGAAUAUGAGGUGCAUUCACUAACAAAUUCUUUAUCCAUCUAAUAAAUCCUCCGAGAAAUGGGGUUUAUUUUAUGUUCAUGCAAUUGCUUUGGGUUGGCUUAGGUUGUUUUUAUUUCCCGUGAUACCUUAAUUUCAUGUUUUAAUGCUUGCUUAAGUCCACCAGCUUUUGGCUUGAAGUCCAUCAGUUGUCCAACCAUGCCCGUGGGAUGUGUCAGCAAUACUUACCUAGUGUGUGUGUGAAUUCUGCUUGUGUUCUGCACAAAUGUCUGUGUUGUUCCUGGAAAACAAUUCCUGUCCGGGUUGGACCACGAAAUGUGUUUCCAUCAGUGAUUGGCUUGGUCAGCCACAAGUCAUGCAGCUGAGUCUGCCAGAGGAAAAAGGGUUAAAUUUAGGCCAAUGAUUUUAGGUGUUCCCUUCUCCACAGUAAGUUAACUCCCAGGAGAGUGAGUAUGUCCUUACAGAUCAUACCUGCCAGGAAUCCUACCUGUAAAAAUAAGACUUUCUGUCUCAAGGGCCUUAAUAAGAGUGUUACUACACAGAACUGUUUUACAGUGAUAGCUCUAAAUAAUUUAUUUUUUAUUUCAACAAAGUACACCUUAAAAAGGAAACUUGUUUUUCAAGCUGUAUUUUUAUGCUCAUAGCACUGGACUGUUUGGUCUCUGAGAUCCAUUUCUGCAUUUCAUUGCCUGGGUUUGUUCUAAAGAAGAUUUAUUUUUGUUCUGUGAAUAAUUUUUGAAGGUUCUUGUAAUAUGUACAGAUACAGAUACAUUUGAGGACUUUUAUUGAUAUUCCUACAAAGAGUACAAAUAAACUUUAACUUUAAACA